UUGGGGGCGGGGCCGCGGCUGCCGUUGGGCCGGACGGGAGGCUGGGAGCGGGAGUUUUGAACACUGGUGCGGGCGGCUAGAGAUGCAGCGCUGCCGGGGACCCUGGGCCACCAGCCCGGAGCAGGAGGAGCCGGAAUGCAGCAUUCAAGAAAAGAUUGACUUUGAAAUCCGCAUGCGAGAGGGAAUCUGUAAACUGCUUGCAGUGAGCACCCAAAAAGACCAAGUGCUGCAUGCAGUUAAAAACCUGAUGGUUUGCAAUGCUCGCAUACUUGCCUACAAGACAGAACUACAGAAACAAAAAGAGGAGCCAGUCUCAUACAGAACAGGAGGAUGGUGUUCAGAUGUUCGGACUAAAGAGCGUGCAGCAUGUAGAGGAAAGGUUGCCAUAUCAGAUAUUCGCAUACCAUUAAUGUGGAAAGGCUCUGAUCACUUCAACAAUAAAGAAAGAUCACAGCGCUAUGCAAUUUUUUGCUUAUUCAAAAUGGGAGCUGAGGUUUUUGAUACAGACAUGGUUAUUGUGGAUAAGGCAAUAACUGAUAUCUGUUUUGAAAAUGUAACCAUAUUUGAUGAAGCGGGGCCAGACUUCCAAGUAAAGUUUGAAGUGUAUAGUUGCUGUACAGACCAAUCUUCAACUAUAACAAACACUCCUAAGAAGCUAGCCAAGAAAUUUAAGACAUCCAUUGGUAAAGCUACUGGAAAGAAAAUCAACUCUUUGCAAGAAGAAGACAACCCUGAAUCCCUUUCAUUCACUGACCCAAUCAUACUUGGUGCAAAAUACAGUUUGCUGGCACAUACUACACUGGGGUUGGAGAGUGCUGAGGACAAUUUCAGGACCCACAACCUUACCGUUACAGGAAAUGAGGAAUCAUUCUGGCUUCCCUUAUAUGGAAACAUGUGUUGUCGUUUAGUUGCUCAGCCAUUCUGCAUGGCCAAGGAUGUGAUGUCAGGAUUUCUUAAUCAGCAGCAAAUGGUAAGAAGCCUGACUAACUGGAGGAGGCUGUACUGUGUACUGAGAGGUGGUAAACUCUUUUGUUAUUAUACAUCUGAAGAAAUUGAAGCUAAAGUGGAGCCAGCUUUGACAGUUACCAUCAACAAGGAAACCAGAAUCCGUGCUGUGGAUAAGGGCACCAAGAAAAGAAUUAAUAAUUUUUCUGUUAUCAACCCUGUGGAUGGAGAGGCUGUCACCCAACUUUUUGCAGCUGACAGCAGGGAAGAACUUCAUAGGUGGAUGGAAGCUUUCUGGCAGCAUUUCUACGAUCUUAGCCAGUGGAAACAUUGUUGUGAAAAAUUUAUGAAAAUUGAGAUUAUGUCACCACGGAAACCACCUUUGUUCUUGACAAAAGAGGCAACCUCAGUCUACCAUGAUAUGAGAACUUUAACUUCAUGCUUAGGCUAUGUCUACGCGAUGAGUGCUACAGUGGCACAGCUGCAGUACGAUAGCACAGACACUUCCUAUAUCAACAGAAGGGGUUUUUCCAUCAUUGUAGGUAAUCCACUUCUCCUGGAGGCAGUACCCUAGGUCAACAGAAGAAUUCAUCCAUCCAUCUAGCCAUGUCUACACCAGGGGGUUAGGUCAACCUAAUUAUGGUGCUCAGGACUUAAGAUUUUUCAUAGCCCUGAGUGACAUAGCAAGGUGUAGACCAGGCCUUAAAAAUUAAUCAAUUCAUCCCAAUCUAGGGUUAAAGAACAACCUGAUACAAUUUUAUGUUAAUGCAAUUUUUAAAAAUUGUGUGAUUGAGACCUUGAGGACACGGGUGCUAGAAAUAGUACACAAGUCCUAUAUACUGUGAACUACAAUUUAGAUGUCAAUGAUGGCACAACCUUUCAUUUUGUAGAAAUUUAGUAAAAGUGUUUCUUUACUGUGAUGCUUGAACCACUGGCUAUGAGAAGAUUAAUAUGGUAGUAAUCUCUUGUACUGUACAGAAUGUCCUAACUAUUCUAUGUGGUUUUUGUAUGUAGGUGGAGCUAAUUUUUGCAAUUGUAUCUUAGAUGUUAGCUUAACAUGUUUACUUGUAUUGUGAUUUAAUUUCAUCUACGCUAAUUGUUUUAAUACUGAAUAGGUAUUUUAUUUUGAUUGAACAUAUUUGGAAUUACUGCUUUAGUAUUCAUUUGAUUUAUAAUCUAAUGUAAGAUGCUUUUAUAGAAAAAUACAGAUUUGAAAAUUAAUGUAUUGUGAAAUGUUGGAGAAGGAUCUGAAUUGUUUGCUGCUAAAAUGUGGAUUGUUUGCAACUAGAACGGUACAUCCAAGAUAAAAACAUGUCUGCAAUAAAAGGAUUCUGUGUUCUAAUUUUCUUUAAACUGGACUAUAUUAUUUAGUUUUAGGAUUAUAAAGAAUGUGGCUCAUGGCUUUUGUAAAAUCGAAGAACUAACUUAUGUUUAACUACCUCUUAGCAGACAGAACAGAAUGUGUAGUCUGAGUGCAUCUGUCUAGGCUAGCACUAACAAUAGUAAGCAUCUUGACCUCAAUCUAGUAAUCAGAAGAGAUGAUAAAAAUAUCCACUUGACUAGCUAAUAUUAAUUGCUAAUACCCUGGUAUAUACAUUAUGUAGAUAUUUAUAAACUGUAUUUGGACAUUAUAACCUGACAUUCAUCUUGUUUGUACAGGCAUGUGCUAGUGCUAUAUUUCCCAUUAUGUCGUACUGCUUUCUUUAUUCUGAGGGUAUCCUGUAAAUAACACUGAGCAAACAAAGAUUUAGAAUAAGUAUGCUUCUGAACCUGGCCUCCGAGACUUGUUUGGUGGCUUUAUUAGUGAAUCACUGUCUUUAUUAAAACUGUUAAAUUGUUUUCUUGGAUGGAAAGUAAAAAAUUAGAGUUCUGUUCACUAAAUGAAACCCUGCUUGGAGCUCUGCUAAUUUAAAGCAAAGGGCACUAUGCAAAUAGGGUGUACUUUUUGUCCAAUUAUAAAAGAAAUGUAAAACUGUUACAAGGAGGUAAAUAUUUUAAAAUUAAAAUGUCUGAGUGAUUUGAA
This is a messenger RNA of Chelonia mydas (Green sea turtle), 2968 nucleotides long. RefSeq names its product rhotekin 2 (gene RTKN2). The record is from RefSeq and is a predicted model, not a curated record. Gene Ontology annotation, biological process: signal transduction; hemopoiesis; positive regulation of cell population proliferation. The transcript has 12 exons. Lineage: Eukaryota; Metazoa; Chordata; Testudines; Cheloniidae. Bases 83 to 1519 code for a protein of 478 amino acids.